AUGUUAAGAAACACUGUCCGUUCUUCUCUUCGCCAAACUCAAAGAAUUGCCGGAAUCCGUGCUUAUUCCUCUCAUAAGGAGCUUUUAUUCGGUGUUGAAGCUAGAGCUGCUCUUUUAAAAGGGGUUGAAACUCUAGGUGAUGCCGUCGCUUCUACCUUAGGCCCAAAAGGUCGUAAUGUUCUUAUUCAACAACCAUUUGGUGCUCCUAAAAUUACAAAGGAUGGUGUUACUGUUGCUCGUUCUAUAACUUUACCAGAUCGUUUUGAAAACUUAGGUGCUCAAUUAUUACAAGAAGUUGCUUCUAAAACUAACACUGCUGCUGGUGAUGGUACCACUUCAGCUACUGUUUUAGGUAGAGCUAUCUUUUCUGAAUCCGUGAAGAACGUUGCUGCUGGUUGUAACCCAAUGGAUUUAAGAAGAGGCUCCCAAGCUGCUGUUAAGAAAGUUAUUGAAUUUUUAUCACAAAAUAAAAAGGAAAUAACUACUUCGGAAGAAAUUGCCCAAGUUGCUACUAUUUCUGCCAAUGGUGAUUCUCAUGUUGGUAAGUUGUUAGCUUCUGCAAUGGAAAAAGUCGGUAAAGAAGGUGUCAUCACUAUCCGUGAAGGUAAAACUAUGGAAGAUGAAUUAGAAGUAACCGAAGGUAUGAGAUUCGACCGUGGUUUUAUAUCUCCUUAUUUUAUUACCAACACCAAAUCAAACAAAGUUGAAUUUGAAAAACCAUUAUUAUUAUUAUCAGAAAAGAAAUUAUCUGCUAUUCAAGAUAUUUUACCAGCUUUAGAAUUAUCAAACCAAUCUCGUAGACCACUAUUGAUUGUUGCAGAAGAUAUUGAUGGUGAAGCUUUGGCUGCUUGUAUCCUAAACAAAUUAAGAGGCCAAGUUAAGGUCUGUGCUGUUAAGGCUCCAGGUUUUGGUGACAAUAGAAAAAACAUUCUAGGUGAUGUUGCCAUUUUGACUGGUGGUACUGUGUUUACUGAAGAAUUAGAAUUGAAACCAGAACAAUGCACUAUGGAACACUUGGGGUCUUGUGAUUCUAUUACUGUUACUAAGGAAGAUACCGUUGUAUUAAAUGGAGAUGGAUCUAAGCAAGCCAUUGAAGAAAGAAUUGAACAAAUUAAAGGCUCCAUCGACAUUAACUCUACAAAUUCAUAUGAAAAAGAAAAAUUACAAGAACGUCUAGCUAAACUAUCAGGUGGUGUUGCUGUUAUUAAAGUCGGUGGUGCUUCAGAAGUUGAAGUUGGUGAAAAGAAAGAUCGUUAUGAUGACGCUUUGAAUGCUACAAGAGCUGCAGUAGAAGAAGGUAUUUUACCAGGUGGUGGUACUGCUUUAGUUAAAGCCUCCCGUAUUUUAGACGAUGUUCCAACUGAAAAUUUUGACCAAAAACUUGGUGUUGAUAUUAUCCGUAAAGCUAUUACUAGACCAGCUAAGCAAAUCAUUGAUAAUGCUGGCGAAGAAGGUUCUGUUGUUGUUGGCAAAUUAUUAGAUGAAUAUGGUAACGAUUUCUCCAAGGGUUACGAUGCUUCUAAAUCAGUAUACACUGAUAUGUUAGCUGCCGGUAUUAUUGAUCCUUUCAAGGUUGUCCGUACUGGUUUAGUUGACGCUUCUGGUGUUGCCUCUUUAUUGGCUACUACAGAAGUUGCUAUUGUCGAUGCUCCAGAAGAAAAUAAGGGUGCUGCUCCAGGUGGUAUGCCAGGCAUGGGAGGUAUGCCAGGUAUGAUGUAA
Molecule: messenger RNA, 1719 nt
Organism: Henningerozyma blattae CBS 6284
Lineage: Eukaryota; Fungi; Ascomycota; Saccharomycetes; Saccharomycetales; Saccharomycetaceae
Gene: HSP60
Product: chaperone ATPase HSP60
Exons: 1
Coding region: 1-1719 (572 amino acids)
Biological process (GO): protein import into mitochondrial intermembrane space; protein refolding; mitochondrial unfolded protein response
Cellular component (GO): mitochondrial inner membrane; mitochondrial matrix
Molecular function (GO): ATP-dependent protein folding chaperone; ATP binding; protein-folding chaperone binding
Source: RefSeq, a predicted model, not a curated record